UUGUGCCGUGAAGGUUCACGUGCCAUUUUAAGUGACGUAGACAUAGUUAGCUAAUUGGACAGACUGAAAAGACGACCUUGGGUCAUUGGAUGUCUCAAAGCAUGAGCGUAUCUUCGGGCCUAGCAGCAAUGACCACGGGAGCAGAGCUCAGGGAGCGCGGCCUUGACACCGUCCAGCCGACACCGUCACCGCCUUCAGAGAAACUCAUGGAUAAGUGGAAAGCGCACUACCAGAAACGAAAGACCUACCAGCCCAGAUUCUAUCCAUACCUGCUCCGCUUCGGCCUUCCAUUUUGGUUCCUCAGCGCCAUGUGCGGGGGGUAUAUCAUCGGGGCCUUUUACGUUUCCCCCUUUUUGUAUUCAGAAUACGGACCGUCUGUGAACUUGUUUAACUUUUGCCUGCAGACGUUCAUGUUGGUGCAAAUACUUAUCAACUGGUUUUUCGUAAAGACUGUGACGUCAUUCUAUAGGCCCAGUGACGUAGAAUGUGCAGGGAAUGAUGUAACAGUUUUAGAAACGCCCGUCCACCUAGGACCAGCAAAGAAGUGGGAGAAAUUGGACAAAGAGAAGAGGAAAUAUCUAGUCAUCGUACAAAUAGGAAAUAGGCAGGAAUUGUUUCCAUAUUGGGGCCCGAGACCGUGUCCACGUUGUAAUCGCCCGCGCCCGCCUCGGGCUCACCACUGCCCUAUAUGUAAUGGGUGCAUUUUAAAACGAGACCACCACUGUUACUUUACAGGGAGUUGUGUCGGACUCAGAAAUCAGAGGCAUUUUAUCAUGCUAGCGGCCUGGUCUUUUGUGACCUUACUAUAUUCUUUCAUUCACGUCCUAAUUUACAUUCCAUAUUUAGUAGAAGAUAUUUCUUACUGGGACCUCAAUAUCGUUGUGGCACUGAUCAGGUUUAUUUUCAGAUAUAUAAGUUUGUAUAAACUCAUAGAGAUAUCGUUAAUUUACUCUAUGAUGAUAAUAGGCUUUCUGGCUGGCGGAUUUCUGAACGAACAAGUAAGGAUAGUACGUAAAGGCAUAUCACAAUACGAGUACGCAUUUGACUUGAAAGUGAUCAACAGAAACUCUACAUCACGCAAUAUCCAAUCCGUCUUCGGUGACUACUGGGCCAUAAAUUUACUAUUCCCUGCCCAUUGGCUGUUUCCCAACGAUAUAGAUGAUGGUGUUUCGUGGCCAGGCGUAAAAGUAGACACCCCGGAUCUAACUGAUUUCUGCGCCGGUGAGGAGAGCUCGGGGACUGUGAUUUGA
Molecule: messenger RNA, 1250 nt
Organism: Lingula anatina
Lineage: Eukaryota; Metazoa; Brachiopoda; Lingulata; Lingulida; Lingulidae
Biological process (GO): protein targeting to membrane; peptidyl-L-cysteine S-palmitoylation
Cellular component (GO): Golgi apparatus; endoplasmic reticulum
Molecular function (GO): protein-cysteine S-palmitoyltransferase activity
Source: RefSeq, a predicted model, not a curated record